GGCAGAGGAGGAUCACUGGAUUCAGUGAUCAGCUCUUGUCGAGCACAUUCAUUUGGCAGCGACACCGGCGAGUGUGUGUCUGUGGAGCUGUGCUCACUACUGCACCCAUCUUCACCAUCUCAUUGAAGCAUUGCAGGCAGAUCUCUCAAAAUGAUGGGUCACAAAAGGCUGCUUCUUGCCUGUGGCUCAAGGCUGGUCUCUCACAAUGGCUCUUUUUCAACAUCUGCCAUGGCUCACAAGAGCUACAAGCUGGUGGUGGUGGGAGGAGGUGCUGGAGGCUGUGCCACGGCUGCCAAGUUUUCCUCCAAGCUGGGUGCUGGCAGCGUGGUAGUGAUUGAGCCGGCUGACACCCACUACUACCAGCCCAUGUGGACUCUGGUGGGUGGAGGCAUGAAGAGGCUGGAGGACUCUGGCCGGCCCAUGAGUCAGGUCCUCCCCAAGAAGGCAGACUGGAUCAAGCAGCGAGUAGUGACCUUUGACCCUCAUAAGAACAAGGUCAUAACCCAGGAUGGCCAAGAGAUCAGCUAUGAAUUCCUAGUGGUUGCUCUCGGUAUUCAGCUCAAUUACAAUCAGAUCAAAGGCUUACCUGAUGCCUUUGAGACUCCUGGUGUGUGCUCCAACUACUCCCCUCAUUAUGUUAACAACACUCUAGAGAGUCUAAAGAACUUUAAAGAGGGAAAUGCUCUCUUCUCCUUCCCCAACACUCCCAUCAAAUGUGCUGGAGCUCCUCAGAAGAUCAUGUACAUUUCCGACCAAUAUCUCCGUAAGCAUGGGAAGCGUGAUAAGGCCAACAUCCAGUACUUCACUUCCCUGCCAGUCAUCUUUGGCAUCAAGAAGUAUGCUGAUGCCUUAUGGGAGGUGGUGAAGGAGCGAGACAUCACUGUCAACCUGCGCCACAAUCUCAUUGAGGUGAAGCCAGACUCCCGGGAAGCCGUGUUCCAGAACCUAGAAAACCCUGAUGACCUCAAGACUAUCAAGUAUGAGAUGCUUCAUGUGACACCCCCAAUGAGUUCACCAGACCCCCUCCGUCAGUGUGCCGCUCUCACCAAUGAGACGGGCUAUUUGAAUGUGAACAAGCACACUCUGCAGCAUGUCACCUUCCCUAAUGUGUUUGGCAUUGGUGACUGCACCAGUGUUCCUACCUCCAAGACUGCAGCCGCUGUGGCUGGCCAGUUUGGAGUGAUGAAGAGGAACCUGAGCCUGGUAAUGGGUGGUGCCUCCCCCAAACACCAGUAUGACGGUUACACCUCCUGCCCUCUAGUUACUGGUUACAACAAGUGCAUCCUGGCAGAAUUUGACAUGGAUGGGAAUCCACUAGAGACCUUCCCCAUCAACCAGGCCAAGGAGCGGCGCACCAUGUUCCACCUCAAGAAGGACAUGAUGCCAACCAUGUACUGGAAUGGAAUGCUUAAAGGCUACUGGGAGGGACCAAAGUACCUGAGAAAACUUAUGCACCUGGGAAUGAAGUGAAGAGAAAAAGAACACUUGAGUAAAUGUGUUGAUUAAAGUUUUAUUUUUGUAGUAAAAUUCAUUGAGGUAGGUGUCUGUAAAUAAAUCAGUAUUUUUUCAAUAAUCAAAAUAGAAUUGUGUAAAUUUUUGCCUUAAAUAAUUCUAUAGAGAGGUUGUUGAUGUAUUAAAUGUUUGAUUCUAAUUGAAACCUUUAAGAUAAUUUGAUUAAUUUUUGUAAAGGUUGUAGCAAAAAUAUGUUUUGUUUUAAUGAAUUAAUACAAUUUGAUUACAGUUGUAGAAUAUACUGUGAUAUUCAAUUAAGGAAGCCCGAGAUUAAUUCUUAAAAAAUUAGAAAUACAUUUGUUUAAAUAGACUAUGAAAAUGGGAAAUGAAAAGCUAAGCAAAACAAGUGUAUUGCAGGACUUGAAUGCUUUAAAAGUAUAUAUUCUGAAGGUUAUGUGAACAAAGACAAUUUUCGUGCAUUUAUUUUGUGAUAAAAGACAAGGUGUGGUUGAGAAGAAGACAGUCAGACAUACCCAGACCUGAUGUACAUGCCUUGUCUCUGCUCCUUUUCUGAGAGCUAAUAAACCUGAUAUAUGCCACACAGAAUAGAUGUAUUGUUAUUUUGUAUAUAUUCAAAUGGUGUUAUUGGUGCUUGUAGAAUGUUUGUUUAUAGAUUAUAAUACACAUACUGUCAUGGUAAAUAUGACAGUAAGUGAUAAACAUCAUUAUCUACUUAAUGCUGUGCUUUCGUACUCCAGUAACAAGUCCGUCUUUUCUUUUUCAAUAUUGCUUGUUUUACAAUCCAAUAUAGAUGAUAUAUUCAUUUUAGACUCACCUAUGUUAUGAUUAAACAAUCCUGAGUUAUUGUCUUCCAUACAGAUGCAUUAAUGGUUUACUAUAACCAUCUACUGUUCCACUAUUACUACAUGAAGAAGUCUUACCAAGUGCUGUGUAGUAAUUUCAUGGGAUAGUAAGACUCAGCCUAUAGGAAGGUUUUAUUAUACAGGAGGAGUGGAUGGUUCCACAUUAACUGUUAAGAAACAUGUAUACUCUGUUGGGGCCUGCAUAACAUGUAUAUUAGCACAACUGUUUACAGGUUUACUUUUAAUGAAUAGUACAGCAGUACUUGCUGAAAAAUGCUGAACUGCAAGAACUUAUGUGAGGUUUUUUCAAGUACUACACUUAGACUUUCAUCUUCUAUUCCACUUUUGCAUCUAUUGACAGGAGAGUCAUGGUUCAUCAAGAAUCACUUGGGCCUGGUGGUCUUUGCCUAAUUCUUUAUCAUGAGUGUUCUGAAAGCAUCCCACACCUUGCACUGUUCCUUCACAGGAAGUUCAUUUAGACCAACUCCUCCAUGUUCCUGUAAUGCACUGCAGGAGGAAUGGCAAUGGCAUUUACAUGUCUGCCAUUUAGUUCAUCUAUCUAGAUUUGAUUAGAUGUGUGUGCAUAAUUGUCCUUUCCUCAAUCAGUGCUUUUAUCCUAAGGCAUUCAUUCAUUCAUACAUAAUGGAUGCACUUGUUUCCAUAUUAUUAAUAGAAAAUAGACAAAUCUUCAAUACAUGUGCAGCAAUACAUUCUAGAUAAACAACAUAUGUAUAUGAUUAGAUUGAAUUUGUACUACUGAAUAGACUUAUUAUUUUCCCCAUAAUACACUUUAAGCAUUAUAAGUAUAUGAAUGUGGCAGUCCUGCUGCUCACUGCAGUGUAGUUUAAACUACUUGGAGUGCAACUGAGGUGCUCAACCAUAUAGCAAUGAGACAGAAUUUAGAGUGUAAAGCUCCAGAUUCUGUGUAUUAUAUUGGUCUUCAAGUAAUGAAUAUGAGGAUGAUCAAUUCACUCCUCUUGUUUCAUAAUGAGACAGGGCACAGAGGAGGAGGAGCAACAUAUGUUCUCCAGAUCCUACAGUGGAUGUUUUGUUUCAGCUGUGUAUUCUUUAAGAAGAUUGUUAGCUUGGUAUAUAGAUAGAUUACAUAACUGUACACCACACUCAUCAGUGUGUCCCUUUCACUUUAAACAACAUUAGUUGUCCUUCAUCACUAACUGCAAUAAGUUUUCACACUAGGUUAUCAACACUAAGUCCUUGAUAGCUCCCAUAACUUUCACAACAGGUCUCCUUCACUAAGUCCUUGAUAGCUCUUACUUCACGACAGGUUCCCUUCACCAAGUCUUUGAUAGCUCUCAUAACCUUCUUCUCUCACUGCCUGUCAUCCUCCAAGGUUUCCUGUUCUUUCCCUGAGUUCUGACAAAGAAUAUCCUGUUGUCCAUUGCCAUUUCUUUCAUAGGACGAGAGGGAAUCAUGAAUUCCAUGUUGUCAUGCAUGACUUGUGGUGGGAUGUGAUCUGUUCUUUGAGACGUGUACAGUAGCUCCAGAGCAAAAAUGACACAGGACGUCACCAUGCCGGCUAAGAGCAGCAGAAAGGCCGUCAAGAUGUUGCUGCAACACAGAAGUCAAGAAUGGAAAUGUUCUUUAAUCAAUUGGACAUCACUCACUGUCAUCAUUAAAAUGAUCAUUGCUUA
This is a messenger RNA of Portunus trituberculatus (swimming crab), 3967 nucleotides long. Its product is annotated as sulfide:quinone oxidoreductase, mitochondrial-like. Gene Ontology annotation, molecular function: sulfide:quinone oxidoreductase activity; FAD binding. Gene Ontology annotation, cellular component: mitochondrion. The record is from RefSeq and is a predicted model, not a curated record. The transcript is spliced from 12 exons. The coding region runs from base 151 to 1470 and encodes 439 amino acids. NCBI's taxonomy places the organism in Eukaryota, Metazoa, Arthropoda, Malacostraca, Decapoda, Portunidae.